UCUCUCUUUCUCCUUUCGCAAAACUGAAACUUUUUUUUAUUUCCGUACUGAAUAAAAAAAAUGGCGGCGAAAGUAAUAACAGUAAUGGCGGUUAUGGUGGUUGCUGCUCUAACGGCAACGACAGUGAGCGCCAAAAUCCCCGGAGUUUACACUGGAGGUCCCUGGGUCAACGCUCACGCCACUUUCUACGGCGAGGCUGACGCUUCGGGCACUAUGGGUGGUGCGUGUGGGUACGGGAAUUUGUAUAGCCAAGGUUACGGAGUGAACACGGCGGCAUUAAGCACGGCCUUGUUCAACAAUGGUGUGAGCUGUGGGGCUUGCUUUGAGCUCAAGUGUGUCAAUGAUCCUGGCUGGUGUCUUCCCGGAAACCCAUCAAUCCUUAUCACCGCCACUAAUUUCUGCCCUCCAAACUUCGCUCAGGCUAGCGACAAUGGCGGUUGGUGUAAUCCUCCUCGUGAACACUUUGAUCUCGCCAUGCCUAUGUUUCUUUCCAUCGCUAAGUACAGGGCCGGUAUCGUCCCCGUCUCUUACCGCAGAAUCCCAUGUAGGAAGAAGGGAGGUAUGAGAUUCACGAUCAAUGGAUCCAAGUACUUCAACUUGGUGCUCGUCACUAACGUAGCCGGAGCCGGAAACGUCGUGUCGGUGAGCGUGAAAGGAAGCAACACACAAUGGAUGGUUCUUAGCCGGAAUUGGGGACAAAAUUGGCAGUCCAACGCGAUUCUUGUCGGCCAAUCUCUUUCUUUCCGAGUCAGAACCUCCGAUGGUCGGAGCUCCACCUCCAAAAACAUUGUUCCGAGUAACUGGCAAUUUGGUCAGACUUUCUCCGGCAAGAAUUUCCGCGUCUGAUUUCUAGAAUAAUCAACUGAAAUUAUCGACAGAAGAUAUAUCGAAGCUUUUUCUUUUCCUUUCAAUAUAUAUAUUUACGUGUCUUUAAAUUUAGUUACGAUUUGGAAUUGGGGUUUUACCAUUUUUCCCUUAUUUUCUCAGGGAAAGUAUUGGGGUUGCUUGUUACGAAAGUUAGUUUUUUUUUUCUUUUUAAGAUUAGGGUUUGUUUUGUUUUUGGUGUGUUUGUGUCUUGUUUGGUCUGUAGGGAGGCUGAAGCGGCUGCAAAGAAAAAAAAGGUUUGGAUAAAGAUAAAUGUAGCCCGCAGCUCUCCUUUACGCCCUAUUGUAUUAAGUAUAUACAUAUAUAAUAUUCAGAAACUUGGUUUCUCGGUUUAUAUGAAUAA
Molecule: messenger RNA, 1228 nt
Organism: Eutrema salsugineum
Lineage: Eukaryota; Viridiplantae; Streptophyta; Magnoliopsida; Brassicales; Brassicaceae
Product: expansin-A9
Exons: 3
Coding region: 61-846 (261 amino acids)
Biological process (GO): plant-type cell wall organization
Cellular component (GO): extracellular region
Source: RefSeq, a predicted model, not a curated record